CACUCAUCGGAUGGGUUUCUCUGCCCUUUCAGUAUUCAGUGACGAACAUCGGUGAAUCACUGCGAGCGUGUAUAUGCUGGUGACGAUCAUAUUCGCUACUGUUCAGGCUGCCCACAAAGAGACUGGUCGUGUGUCAUUGUGAUCUAUUGUGUGUCAAGUGAGAUAGAAAAUGGAGUCGUUUAAAGCUGACAAAGCUGCGGUGAAUGGAGAUACUGCUGAGCAAAACUCCAUAGAAGGGACAGACAGUGGCGUGAGCCCGUCGGACAAUAGAAGCCCAGCUUUGACAUGCAGUGUGCGGCCAAAGCAGCUAUCCCCUGUGUACAAAGUGCAAUUCUCAAACGAGGAAUUGAAGGCAAGACUGACUCCCACCCAGUAUAAUGUGACACAGGAGAGAGGCACAGAGAAGGCCUACAGUGGUACUUAUUAUCGAAAUAGAGAGAACGGCAUCUACUGUUGCAUCGUCUGUGGAGAGUACAUUUUCACGUCAAAGACAAAAUUCUACUCGGGCACGGGCUGGCCGUCGUUCUCUGACGUUGUCGAUACAGCCAGGGUACAUCUAAAACCAGACGGCCUCGGCUGCGGCUGUGGAGGUUCACUCGUGCCAUUGCCCAGCAGGGAUGCUUCUGCUAUGCGCAUGGAGGUGAAAUGCCACAACUGUGGUGCUCAUAUGGGCCACAUGUUUGAGGAUGGACCAAAACCGACUGGCAAGCGCUACUGUAUCAACUCAGCUGCUCUCAUCUUUCACAGGAUUGUAGAAAAACCUGAGGGCCAGAAGGAGACACAGGUGUAAAUUGGUGACCUGCGUUGUGGUGCAUGAGCGAAUUAUGGAUUGUUAUGACGGCUAUUGCCUUACUUUAUAAUGGGCGAAAUGGGUUGACCUUCAUGAUGGAAAUGAAUUGUAUACAAGAUUGUAAAGUUCUCUUCCAGCAAUGUCACAUCGUUUGAAGGUUGUUGUUCACAGCCACCAUGUAGUGAGCAGGGGGGGAUCCAGAGGGUUUGGGUGACCAGUUUCCAUAUGUUCUUCUGCAGCUAGGGGGUCCGGGGGAAU
Priapulus caudatus is the source of this 1048-nucleotide messenger RNA. RefSeq names its product methionine-R-sulfoxide reductase B3-like. The record is from RefSeq and is a predicted model, not a curated record. Gene Ontology annotation, biological process: protein repair; response to oxidative stress. Gene Ontology annotation, molecular function: peptide-methionine (R)-S-oxide reductase activity. Gene Ontology annotation, cellular component: cytoplasm. The coding region runs from base 170 to 790 and encodes 206 amino acids. Lineage: Eukaryota; Metazoa; Priapulida; Priapulimorpha; Priapulimorphida; Priapulidae. The transcript has 5 exons.